Messenger RNA from Melanotaenia boesemani (Boeseman's rainbowfish), 1389 nucleotides. RefSeq names its product succinate dehydrogenase complex, subunit B, iron sulfur (Ip) (gene sdhb). Gene Ontology annotation, molecular function: 2 iron, 2 sulfur cluster binding; electron transfer activity. The transcript has 8 exons. The coding region runs from base 59 to 907 and encodes 282 amino acids. Gene Ontology annotation, cellular component: mitochondrial membrane. Gene Ontology annotation, biological process: respiratory electron transport chain; aerobic respiration; tricarboxylic acid cycle. NCBI's taxonomy places the organism in Eukaryota, Metazoa, Chordata, Actinopteri, Atheriniformes, Melanotaeniidae. The record is from RefSeq and is a predicted model, not a curated record.
GUGCAUGCUGGGAUAGCAGGCAGUAGAGGUCAGAAGAAGUGAUACUUGGAGCUUUGAAAUGUCGGUUGCCGGUUUUACGUCCUUGAGCCGUUGUGUUUUGGCGUUCCGCUCCUCGGCGGGAUUUGUGGCUGUGCGGUAUGCCCAGACAGCAGCAGCUCCAGCAGUUCAAACCAGAAUAAAGAAGUUCCAGGUGUACAGAUGGGACCCAGACACCCCUGGAGACAAACCCCGUAUGCAGACCUAUGAGAUCGAUCUCAAUUCUUGUGGCCCUAUGGUUCUUGAUGCCCUUAUCAAGAUUAAAAAUGAGAUGGACUCCACUCUGACUUUCCGCCGUUCAUGUAGAGAAGGUAUUUGUGGAUCCUGUGCAAUGAACAUAAAUGGAGGAAACACACUUGCCUGUCUCAACAAGAUUGACACUAACCUUAGCAAGCCAAUGAAGAUUUACCCACUGCCACAUAUGUAUGUGGUCAAGGACUUGGUACCUGACAUGAGUAACUUCUAUGCCCAGUACAAGUCUAUUGAACCAUACCUGAAGAAGAAGGAUGAGUCACAAGAAGGGAAGGAGCAGUACCUGCAGUCUGUAGAGAACAGACAAAAGCUGGACGGGUUGUACGAAUGUAUUCUGUGCGCCUGUUGUAGUACGAGCUGCCCGAGCUACUGGUGGAAUGCCGACAAAUACCUUGGGCCGGCUGUGCUAAUGCAGGCGUAUCGUUGGAUGAUUGACUCCCGAGAUGAGUUCACAGAGGAGCGUCUGUCCAAGCUGCAGGAUCCUUUCUCCUUGUACCGCUGCCACACCAUCAUGAACUGCACCAGGACCUGCCCCAAGGGCUUGAACCCAGGAAAAGCAAUAGCUGAAAUAAAGAAGAUGAUGGCCACAUACAAGGAGAAAAAGGCAGCAGCUGUCUGAAACCUUUGUUGUCCUCUUCUUUAACUCCAAGAUGAAAUUCUAUAUUGAUUUUUGAAAGACGCUUUUUGAGGUCUAAUGGGCCAGAACACCAGUUGUCUCCACCCCCAGCAGCACACAUUUCAUUUCAUGUCAUCUGUGUUAGAAAUGUGUGUGUGUUGUGUUGCUGGAUGACUUGGUGUUAUACAAGCGCACAAUUACAGUAUGAAUGCAGGAGAGUGUGUGUCUGAGACUUACCUGUACCAUAACAGAUUUAUUUAACUCCAACUCUGCAGUGUGGAUGGUAAUGCACCUGGAUGACAUUUUGCUUCAGGCUAAAGUUAAAAAGGGCCUUUUUCUUGUGUGUAAACACAUUUUUUGGCUUGCUGCCUUUCAGUUUAGCACAUGGCUCAUAGACUUUAAGUGUACAUGUUCCUUCAGACCCAAUGUACCAUACCGACAUCCUUCUUUGUUUAAAUUUAAAAUAAAUGGCUUAAAUAUGUGAA